AUGUUUAACCCACACGUGUUAGAUUCUCCAGCUGUCAUUUUUGACAAUGGGUCCGGGCUCUGUAAGGCAGGCCUGUCUGGAGAGGUUGGCCCCCGCCACGUCGUCCGCUCCGUCGUGGGGCACCCCAAGUUCAAGAUGCCUUCGGCGGGGGCCAAUCAGAAGUACUUUGUGGGGGAAGAGGCCCUGCACAGGGACGAGGUCUUACACCUGCACUACCCCAUCGAGCGAGGCCUGAUCACAGGCUGGGACGACAUGGAGAAGCUCUGGGAGCAUCUCUUCGAGUGGGAGCUGGGGGUCAAAGCCAGAGACCGGCCGGUGCUCAUGACGGAGCGCUCGCUGAACCCCAGGGAGACCCGGGAGAAGAUGGCCGAGGUGAUGUUUGAGAGUUUCGACGUGCCCGCCUUCUACCUGUCGGACCAGGCCGUGCUGGCCCUCUACGCCUCGGCCUGCAUCACGGGCCUGGUGGUGGACAGCGGGGAUGGGGUCACCUGCACCGUCCCCAUCUUCGAAGGCUACUCCCUGCCCCACGCCAUCACCAAGCUUUACAUGGCGGGGAGAGACAUCACGGAGCACCUCACCCGGCUGCUGCUGGCCAGCGGGAGGACCUUCCCGUGCGUGCUGGACAAAGCCCUGGUGGACGACAUCAAGGAGAAGCUCUGCUAUGUGGCCCUGGAGCCGGAGAAGGAGCUGUCGCGGAGGUCAGAGGAGGUGCUCAGGGAGUACAAGCUGCCCGACGGCAGCAUCAUCCGUAUCGGGGACCAGCUGUACCAGGCGCCCGAGGCCCUGUUCUCGCCCGAGCAGCUGGGCAUCCAAAACCCGGGCCUCUCCAAAAUGGUCUCCUGCAGCAUUGCCAAGUGUGACGCCGACAUCCAGAAGAUGCUCUAUGGGGAGAUUGUGCUGUCCGGGGGCACCACGCUCUUNNGGGGGCUGGAUGGCCGUCUUCUGAUGGAGCUGGAGCAGGAGGCUUCCAAAGGGACCCCCAUCAAGAUCACAGCGCCGCCCGACCGUUGCUUCUCCACGUGGAUUGGCGCCUCCGUCGUCACCUCCCUAAGCAGCUUCAAGCAGAUGUGGGUCACCUCUGCAGACUUCAAGGAGUUUGGGACGUCCGUGGUUCAGAGUAGGUGCUUCUGA
Lipotes vexillifer (Yangtze River dolphin) is the source of this 1131-nucleotide messenger RNA. It is a transcript of the gene ACTRT2, whose product is annotated as actin related protein T2. The record is from RefSeq and is a predicted model, not a curated record. NCBI's taxonomy places the organism in Eukaryota, Metazoa, Chordata, Mammalia, Artiodactyla, Lipotidae. The coding region runs from base 1 to 1131 and encodes 376 amino acids. The transcript is spliced from 2 exons.